ACGCUCUUGAAGAGCGCUUUAUUUGUUCCGUUCAGCGAUUACCCACCUUGUUUUCCUAGCCGGUCGGGUUAACUUGGAUAGCUUCGAGUUUAUUGUGACACUUUCCCCGAAUCGGCGCUCUUUAUCGAAGCGUGUGUGACAAACAUAAAUAACCAGUGUGAUUUGGGUGUUCAUGAAAAAGAGUGCGCGGAAAGACAUACGAAAUGACCACCCGCUUUAUGGAUAUACUAAAGCUGACCUUUAAGGUGCUCAGUUUUAAGUAUGAGCAGCGCAAGUUGGCCACAAGCAUAUAUUCUGUGAUAAAGACGAAGUUGGGACCUGUUCGCGGAGUAAAAAGGAACACAAUUUGGGGCGAAAGCUACUUCAGCUUCGAGAAGAUACCCUUCGCAAAGCCCCCGUUGGGAGAACUUCGAUUCAAGGCCCCGGAACCAGUGGAACCAUGGGAUCGGGAAUUAGACUGCACUUCGGCGGCAGAGAAGCCCCUGCAAGCACACCCGUUAUUCCGAAAGUACGCGGGCUCUGAGGAUUGCCUCUACUUAAAUGUUUAUGCUAAGGAUUUGCAACCGAGUAAACUUCGACCUGUGAUGGUUUGGCUUUAUGGAGGAGGAUUUCAAGUUGGAGAGGCCUCUCGCGAUAUGUACAGUCCCGACUUUUUCAUGUCGAAGGAUGUUGUUAUAGUCACUGUGGCCUAUCGACUAGGAGCCUUGGGCUUCCUGAGCUUAGAUGAUCCUCAGUUAGAUGUGCCCGGAAAUGCCGGCCUCAAGGAUCAAAUCUUGGCCCUUCGAUGGGUUCAGCAAAAUAUCGAGGCUUUCGGCGGUGAUCCUAAAAAUGUGACACUCUUUGGCGAGAGUGCUGGAGGAGCAUCCACCCACUUCCUCACACUAUGUCCCCAAACCGAGGGACUUAUCCACAAAGCCAUCAUUAUGUCGGGCAGUGUUUUGUGCCCCUGGACACAGCCACCGAGGAAUAAUUGGGCCUAUCGCCUGGCCCAGAAAUUGGGAUACACUGGCGGUAAUAAGGAUAAGGCCAUCCUUGAGUUCCUGAAAUCAGUGAGUGGUGGCGAGAUUGUUAAGGCCUCCGGGACAGUCCUCAGCAAUGACGAAAAGCAUCACCGAAUUAUGUUUGCCUUUGGACCUGUUGUAGAACCCUACACCACCGAGCACACUGUGAUUGAUAAAUCACCCCGAGAUCUAAUGAAUAAUAGCUGGAGCGACAGGGUGCCCAUGAUGUUCGGAGGCACCAGUUUCGAGGGACUGCUUUUCUAUGCAGAGGUUUCAAGGCGGCCAGCAACCCUGGAUGAGGUGGGAAACUGCAAAAACAUGCUGCCGAACGAUCUGAGCCCCAAUUUGGAUCCCAAGCUGCGCGAAAACUACGGAUUGCAGUUGAAGAAGGCUUACUUCGGCGACGAACCCUGCAACCAGGCCAACAUGAUGAAGUUCCUGGAACUGUGCUCAUACCGCGAGUUCUGGCACCCCAUUUAUAGGGCUGCUUUGGCUAGAGUCCGCCAGUCCAGUGCUCCCACCUAUCUAUAUCGCUUUGAUCACGAUUCAAAAUUGUGCAAUGCCAUCAGGAUUGUGCUUUGUGGUUAUCAGAUGCGAGGUGUUUGCCAUGGCGACGACAUCUGCUAUAUAUUCCACAGCAUGCUGUCCCACCAAUCAGCGCCAGAUUCACCGGAAUACAAGGUAAUCACCGGAAUGAUCGACGUUUGGACGAGUUUCGCCGCCAACAGUGAUCCCAACUGCGAAAGUAUAAAGUCUCUGAAGUUCGCUCCCCUCGAAAACGAAACGGAUUUCAAGUGCCUCAAUAUUAGGGAGCAGUUCGAAGUAAAAGAUCUCCCUGAAUUGCAGAAAAUCAAAUCAGUGUGGAACAGUUUUUACGCCCCGAAUCAACUGUAGAUGCAGUGCAUUAAAAGUAGGGGUAUUAUAGCUUUAGCUGUCUCAAUUCCAUGGAUUUGGAUGAUCUUAAUUUGUGUAAAUACUCUGUACAUAUGUUAUGGUUAUUUUAAGUUUGAGAUGUUAGAUGUUUAAUAUGAAAUAUUUUGUUUAGGGUUACCAUGACAUAGAUUCGAUCUUACAGGGUCUAUUAAGAAAAUAAAUCUAUAAUUACAUUUUUUAUACAAGGCAAAAAA
Molecule: messenger RNA, 2128 nt
Organism: Drosophila subpulchrella
Lineage: Eukaryota; Metazoa; Arthropoda; Insecta; Diptera; Drosophilidae
Product: esterase B1
Exons: 4
Coding region: 204-1895 (563 amino acids)
Molecular function (GO): cholinesterase activity
Source: RefSeq, a predicted model, not a curated record